Molecule: messenger RNA, 879 nt
Organism: Endocarpon pusillum Z07020
Lineage: Eukaryota; Fungi; Ascomycota; Eurotiomycetes; Verrucariales; Verrucariaceae
Product: vesicular-fusion protein sec17
Exons: 3
Coding region: 1-879 (292 amino acids)
Biological process (GO): SNARE complex disassembly; intracellular protein transport
Cellular component (GO): SNARE complex; vacuolar membrane
Molecular function (GO): syntaxin binding; soluble NSF attachment protein activity
Source: RefSeq, a predicted model, not a curated record
AUGGCUCAAGAUCCUCGAGCGCUCAUGCAAAAGGCCGACAAGGCGGCGUCGAGCGCCAGCGGUGGCUUUAGUAUGUUCGGUGGGCGAACGGAGAAAUGGGAGAAUGCAGCAGAUCUAUAUACACAGGCCGCCAAUGCAUUCCGGAUGCAAAAGCAGAACCACGAAGCCGGAGCCGCCUUCGAAAAGGCGGCGGACAUCCAAAAAAACAAACUCUCGGAACCAGACGACAUGGCCAACACCCUGACCGAAGCGUUCAAAGUCUACCGAAAAGACUCCCCCGAAGACGCGGCGCGCGUGCUAACAGCCGCAAUCGCGCACUACACAUCUAAAGGCGCCUUCCGACGCGCAGCAACGCACCAACAAAACCUGGGCGAAGUGUACGAGCUCGAGCUCGGCGACACGGCGCGCGCCCUGGCCGCCUACGAAACCGCGGCCCAGUGGUUCGAGUCGGACAACGCCGAAGCGCUGGCCAACAAGCUGUACCUCAAGGUCGCCGACCUGGCCGCGCUCGAAGGCGACUACGCCAAAGCCUGCCAGCUCUUCGAGUCGGUCGCCAAGUCCUCCCUGAACAGCAACCUGAUGCGCUGGUCCGUCAAGGACUACUUCCUCAAGGCCGGCAUCUGCCACCUCGCCUCCGCCGACCUGGUGGCCACCAACCGCGCGCUGCAGAACUACCGCGACCUGGACAGCUCGUUUGUGCAGACGCGAGAGCACAUGCUGUUGCAGGAUCUGGCCGAGGCGGUGGAGAAGGGCGAGCAGGAAUUGUUUGCCGACAAGCUGUUUCAGUUUGAUCAGCUGAGCAAGCUGGAUAAGUGGAAGACGACGCUGCUGUUGAAAGUUAAGAAUGGGAUCGAGGAGCAGGGGGAGGACUUUUCGUAG